CUUGCACCCAACGGCAUCAGCAUCGCCAUGUUCCUGUGCAAGAAUAAGACUUUUACCAUUCUCACAACAACUCCAAUCAUGUAAUCCUGUAACACUUAUUGGUUCCGCAACGGUAUAUAAAGGUGUGCAUGCUGACAUGCCAAGUAGCACUCAUCUGCACGCUUUCUCAUUCCAUCGCCAUGUCUGGUAUCGAUGCAUGUAUCAAGGUCGCACAGUUGACCGCUGCAGCAGGCGAAAUGGCUCCGUUUCCCUUUAUCAAAGGUGCUGCCGAAUGUGUGGUCCUCGUACUCGAGUCCAUCAGGGGCGUCUCGAAGAAUAAGAAGGAUAUGCAAGAAUUGGCUGAAAGUAUCGUCGCUAUACUGGUUGAUAUAAGGGACACCAUCAUCGAACAUGGUCCGACUAGUGCCACGCGUUUUCAGACGAUCUGCGUCGAGUAUCAGACGCGUAUAACUGAUCUCCUUUCCGAGCUGAACAGCAAACGCAGGUUUCCACAGGGAAUCUGGAAAUACUUGAGAGCCACGAAGGUCUCGGAUGAUAUCAACGAUUUACAGCAGCGAGUACGGGCGAUUCAGAAGUCCUUCCUGGUCCGUACGGCGACCAUGACACAACUAGCCGUCUCCGAUGUUCAGGAUCAAGUUGCCGCAGGAUUCAGCACUCUGACUGGUUCCGUUGAGGCGUCGGAGAGGCAAAUCACAUCAACCAUCAAGGAAAAUAUCGACGAGAUACGCACCUUGGGUGCUCGGCAAAGCGAAAACAUGGAAAAUCUUUCGACAAGAUUACUACAGGCUUCUCAUCAACGGGGUCUUUAUAAGGGGCUGGUCUGGGAUUUCAUUCCAGGCGACAUCCGCAUAAUCAAGCCAGUAACUCGUUCAUUAGGAAGCUAUUGUACAACUCGUACUGUUACAUACAAGGACAGCUAUGGCACCGUCGAGAACAGCGAUACAUGGAAGAUCAUUCGCGAAUACCAAGCUCUUGGUGAUAACGGAGAGGAUGCGAUGAAACAACUUGAUAAAGCCCUCGACAUCUUCAUGAAACUAAAGAGACACCCAAACGUUGCCCAGAUCUUUGGUGUAUGCAGGUCACCUAAUCUUCCGGUGAUCAUAUUCCAUGGCACAACAAGAGUCCCUUUCAGCCAUUAUCAACAUAACUUGACUGCGAAGCGGUUCCUACCAUUCUAUUAUGAGUUGGUAAAGUGUAUCCUCUGUGUUCUGAGUAAAGCAGCUGACCUCCGGGUGCCUGUAGAUUCAAGAUCUACGGGUAUGUCUGGCAAGAGUUCCAUGGGCUACAGUUCAAGAACUAUUCUUACAGUCGGUCUUGAAAUUUUGGCCACGUUCUCUCUCGCGUACGUGCACCACAUAUCCCGUCAGUAGUUUCGUGAAUGAUUUUCCUGUGUACUAAACGUUUUGAAGGAUGAGAAUGCACUCUAUGUCAAUGAGUAUGACAAAAUUGUAUUUGGAGACCUACCUUAUAGCUAUUACGAUCUCAACUUGUUCUAUUUGUCUUUAACCGGAGCCAGAAUGUUGCACGUCCUCUUUGCUUACAAUACACGCGACUUGAUCGAACAGAGUCGAAGCAGGAGAUGGAUGUGGCGAAGCGGAGGUUUACGAGAUCAUUAUGACGCUAUUGAGUUUCUUUAUAUGCGAGGUUGCCCAGACGAGGAGCAGUCGGACGAGGAGCACCCCUAUGCGCAGGGC
Messenger RNA from Guyanagaster necrorhizus, 1694 nucleotides. RefSeq lists its product as uncharacterized. The record is from RefSeq and is a predicted model, not a curated record. The coding region runs from base 129 to 1370 and encodes 413 amino acids. Lineage: Eukaryota; Fungi; Basidiomycota; Agaricomycetes; Agaricales; Physalacriaceae. The transcript has 8 exons.